AUGGCGUGUUUUUGGCCUAAAUGUCAAUUUGAAACACUAGUAAAGAGUGCCUUAAAAGUGCAUCAAUUAAUACAUUUAGAACUUAUGAAAUUUAAAUGUGAUUUUAAUAAUUGUAAUAAAACUUAUAGCAGAGCAUCCAAUUUAAAUACUCAUAAAAAUAGGGUUCAUUUAAAUGUGAGAUUUAUGUGUAAUUUCAAUGAAUGCCACAAAAGAUUUAAAUCAAAACAUGAAUUAUUUCUACACAAAAGUUGUGUUCAUUUGAAAGAAAAGAAAUUCAAAUGUAAUGAAGAAAAUUGUGGCAAAAGAUUUGGCCAGAAAUCAGAUCUAAUUCGACACAAACGCAUACAUUCAGGAGAAAAACCAUUUGUUUGUGAUUUCAAUGAUUGUAAUAAAAGUUUUAAUUGUAAAGCAAAUUUAAUUCGUCACAAAUCUAUUCAUAAAAAAUAA
Molecule: messenger RNA, 447 nt
Organism: Medioppia subpectinata
Lineage: Eukaryota; Metazoa; Arthropoda; Arachnida; Sarcoptiformes; Oppiidae
Source: the annotation of a GenBank genome assembly